GUCAGCCGGAACCAGGAAAUGCCCAGCUAGUUGUCGCGUUGGUUUUAGCUGUUUCUGUUGUUUGUUUGUUUCUUCGUGGGUCACAAAUGGCGAGCUCCGCGGGUCUGGGUAGGACCGGACUGGGACUCUGGUCUUUGGCGCUGCUGCUGGUGCUGGUGCUGAUCGGGACGGUCGGUUCCGUGUCCGAACCGGGAAAAUGGAUCCUGAACAUCGACAGCGAAACUCUGAAGAAACAGAACCUCUUCUUCUUCACUAAAACUCUGUUCAACAGCAGCUCCAUCCAUCUCAAACUGGUGUCAGAGACCUGCAACUCGUCGACACCUGUCCAGCUGAACGUGUUGUGGUAUCUGAGGAACUCGCACUGCUACGAUGAAGUCUUCAGCCUGGACACGGCGCUCGCAGGAAAUUACUUCAACUCGACAGAGGUCAAACAAGGAGGAGGAAGUGGAUAUUAUGUUUUUCACCAAUAUCCUGCCAUCACCUGCCAGCCACACAUGAACCCCAACACGUUCGUCCUGGAUGUGCUUGAGAUGAAAACACGGUUGACAGAAGUGACACAUCAACAGCCGGUCACAGAGAAGACUUCAGGUCGGAGGAGACGGAGUGAUGCUCCUUCAAAACCUGCAAAGCCAAAGGCUGCUGCAGCACAGAAGGAGGGUGAUUCAGCCAAAAAGGAAAAAGCUGCCGUCCCUCCUAAAGGGGUCAGUCAGGCUGCUGCAGCACAGAAGGAGGGUGAUUCAGCCAAAAAGGAAAAAGCUGCCGUCCCUCCUAAAGGGGUCAGUCAGAUGGCUGCUUCUUCUCAAUUCGAUGUGGUGGCUGAGAGCUGGGAGGACGGACCUUACAUGUUCAUCCUGAGUAUCAAAGAGAUCAAAGACAAGAGCAGAGCCUCUGACCCCGCUAACCCUCCCACACCCUGGACUCUACAAUUGCAGAUCAGCAUGAGGGGUCCUCAUGACUACAUAUCAGCCGCUGAGUGGCCUAUGAUGGUGUUCUACAUGGUCAUGUGUAUCGUGUACGUGCUGCUGGCGGUGUUGUGGUUGGCUCUGUUGGCGUGCUACUGGAGGGAUCUGCUCAGGAUCCAGUUCUGGAUCGGAGGAGUCAUCUUCCUGGGCAUGUUGGAGAAAGCCGUCUACUACGGCGAGUUCCAGAGCAUCAGAUACGACGGCUUGUCAGUCCAGGGGGCGGUGGUGUUUGCUGAGGUGCUCUCUGCGGUAAAGAGGACUCUGGCCAGGGUGUUGGUGAUCAUCGCCAGUCUGGGAUACGGCAUCGUUAAGCCCAGACUCGGUGCGUUGCUCCACAGAGUAGUCGGAGUUGGUCUGCUCUACUUGAUCUUUUCCGUCAUUGAGGGGAUCCUACGAGUCAACGCUGAUCGAGGCGACCAAUCCAGGAGUAGACUUUUGUGUGACAUAGUGCUGGCCUUCACUGACUCCUGUGUUGUCUGGUGGAUCUUUGUGAGUCUGGCUCAGACGAUGAAGCUGCUGAAGCUGAGGAGGAACGUUGUGAAGCUCUCUCUCUACAGACACUUCACCAACACGCUCAUCUUCGCUGUCAUAGCGUCGGUCAUCUUCAUCAUUUGGAGCACCAAGACCUUCAAAAUAUCUAAAUGUCAGUCUGACUGGAGGGAGCUGUGGAUCGAUGACGCGUUCUGGCGCUUCUUGUUCUCCAUCAUCCUAUUGGUCAUCAUGUUCCUGUGGAGACCGUCAGCCAAUAACCAGAGGUAUGCCUUCAGUCCUCUGUUUGAUGAAGAGAGUGAGGAAGAGGAGAAGGAGCCCAUGAUGAACGAGGCUUUCGAGGGGGUGAAAAUGAGGGGCAUGAAAAAUGAGACCAACGGCGCAGCCAAAGCCAACAAGGUGGAUGAGGAUCUGAAAUGGGUCGAAGAGAACAUCCCUUCAUCUAUGGCAGAUGUCGCCCUGCCCCCCCUGCUGGACUCUGAUGAGGAAACCUUGACGACUAAGUUUGAGAUGUCCAAGAUGGAGUGAACGCAGAAGAGGAAGGACAAGCGGAUGGAGAGGAGUGUUUGUAAAACAGAGUCUGGUGAACAGACGGGUGUAUAAUGCAGAUUAAUGUUGGUGAACAAAGUGGAUUAAAAGAGAAGGAUGGCUGUUUCCGGGCACAUGUGAAGAGGGUUAGACGAAGUGAUGGAUGAAAGAGGGAACGCCCAGAAGGAGUGUUUGCUUUACGAGGCGGCGGUGUCUGUGUGUGAUUUAACCCCGACUUUAUGAGCUUUGUAAGCCUUGAUUGUAUAUACGCUGGGAGUAAAAUCAGUCACAGCAGCACAAAGAUUCUUUUUAUUUUCAUUGUUUGUAUUUAUAUUUCGAUAUCUGUUGUUAUUGUUGUUUUUUGACACAUUUGAUCUAAUGAGGUUCUCUGCUAUAGAGUGACUUGUUUGCCUUCUCACGUGCGGAAAUCUGAUUUUCCAAAAUUGUCUCAUCAAAUAUUUUGUGUGUGAGCUCUCUCUGUCAGUGCUGUUGGGUUGUUGUUGAGUCAAUGGUUGAGAAAGAAACGAAACGACAUAAACAAAUUUCUAAAUUGCUUUUGGUCCCUUUGGUUUUGGAUUCAUAUUUUGCCAGCUAUGGUUCCAGUCUAUUUGUAUUUGAACCAUUAAAACUGUUCACAUUUGGAUCAUUUUAUUCAGACUGCGUAUGACAGUUGGCAUAUUUUCUUGUUUUACUUUGUCUUCAUGUCUGUAACAAGAGGAUUGAUAUGUUGCAGCAAUUAAAAUGUAGAACAUCUUUGAUUCACUCUGAGGAAAUUCGCCCCUGGUUUCAUGAUCAGCAUUUCAGGUCACACUACAUCCUUCAUGAUGAUGAUGAUGAUGAUGAUGAUGUGCGUUAAGAUGACUUGUGAGGCCUCCUGAGAGUUUUAAAGUGUGUUUGCAGAGCCUUGUCAUACGCGGACCUUCCCCAGCGGCUCAAGGAAUGUCAGUUGGUCGGUCCAGCACUAGGUCAAGACUGCAGUAUCUCAACAACUGGAUAGAUCAUCAUUACAUUUUGUAGACAUUCAUGUUCACCGCAGGAUGAAUCCUGCUGACUUUUGGCGAUACUCUGACUUGUAGGCCACCAGCAAGUUUACAAUUUGGAACUUUUACUAAAAUACAAUUAACUAUUGGAUGGAUUUCUGUGAAAUUUGUUCUCAGCUUUUCAUGGUGUCCAGAGGAUGAA
Messenger RNA from Anarrhichthys ocellatus (wolf-eel), 3161 nucleotides. RefSeq names its product transmembrane protein 87A (gene tmem87a). Gene Ontology annotation, biological process: retrograde transport, endosome to Golgi. The coding region runs from base 87 to 1979 and encodes 630 amino acids. The record is from RefSeq and is a predicted model, not a curated record. Lineage: Eukaryota; Metazoa; Chordata; Actinopteri; Perciformes; Anarhichadidae. The transcript is spliced from 22 exons. Gene Ontology annotation, cellular component: membrane; Golgi apparatus.